Molecule: messenger RNA, 1177 nt
Organism: Lycium ferocissimum
Lineage: Eukaryota; Viridiplantae; Streptophyta; Magnoliopsida; Solanales; Solanaceae
Exons: 6
Coding region: 178-792 (204 amino acids)
Source: RefSeq, a predicted model, not a curated record
GAACAAGAGUAACCAAUCGAGCAUUUUGACCCCAUCUCAGGCCCAUAUAUGAACGGCCUCCCGGCACACAGUUGUUACCGGUGAAGUUUUAACCGUUAGAAAUUUCCGAUUUACUGUUCGUCUGGAACUCCAAGGAGAAGUUAAAUCGGUGUUCUACGUAGCUGUUGUACCCUAUCAAUGGGUGCAUCCGAAUCAGUUCUCUCCACCUCACAUAGGCCAAUUGAUGAGAUCACCACAGUUUCUGAGCGUGUAGAAGGCGUUGAUCCUAUUUUGGAGAGGCUAAAAUCUCUCCAAAUUGCUGCUCCAAUACUAAAAUCGCCACCAGCUGAGAGUAGCCUGACUGAUAUUCUGGUGAGAAAAUCAUCGUCCUCUUCGAAUAAAGGUUGCGUAGAUCCAAAAGUUCUACUUGAGCUCUUCUCUGUAUAUCGCCAGUGGCAAGAGGAGAAGGCCCAGAAGAUCUGUAAAAGACAGGAAGAAAUAGAAAACAAAAUAGAAGUUGCAGAUGCAUUGGCUGUUAAGCUUCUUCAACGUUUCAAUUACUCUGUUUCUGCAAUGAAAACAACUUCACAGCAUCUAUCAGAAGUACAUGGUUUGCAAGUUGAACUUGGGGUGUUAAAAGGGAGGUUGACGGAGGUAAUCAGUAAUUGUGAUGCAUUGUGCAAGAGGAUUUCUGCAGAGGGACCAGAAUCGCUUCGAUCAUCUAUCAAACCAUUUACAGCAGCUUCCUCUGAUACAGGAAGCAAUAGCAGUAGCAUACAUAUUGUGCAAGCUGAAGCAGAUGAGAAGCAAUAGUGCAGAGGCUGGAUCGGAACUUAUAACAUAUCUAUCCCCAGUGUACAUAACCUGUUUGAGCAUCAUGACCCGUAGUUUAUCUUCUGUCCAACUGGUCAAGGUUUCAAACACACUUGGAAAAUUGUUGCACAGGAAGCAUAGUCAGGAAAUUAAUUGCAUAGGAAGCAUGUGGAUCGACUUCUCAGCUAGUAUUGACUGCUCAUUCAUUGGCACUUGAAAUGUCAGAGAGUCAUAGUGUUGAUGCUUUAUUUAAUUUUUAGUUUUUAUUUUUAUUUUUCUUCUUAAUUUUGAGAUAUCUCCUUCAUAUGGACAUUCAGGAGUUGUGUGGAUUUGAGAAUUGAAAUUGGCGGUGAAAAAAGUUUAAAUAGAUUAGUGUGUUGAUUCU